Molecule: messenger RNA, 901 nt
Organism: Cuscuta europaea
Lineage: Eukaryota; Viridiplantae; Streptophyta; Magnoliopsida; Solanales; Convolvulaceae
Source: the annotation of a GenBank genome assembly
AAUACCGGCCACCGGGUAUUAUGCAGCCCACCAACGGCCCAAUGGUCGAUUUCUGAGUCUUUUAACUAAAACCCUAGUCGGAAUAGUCAGUAUAGCACAGAGUAGGCCCUCGUGAACCGGAGAACGGAGGACAUAUUCACCGUUCUCUAUUACUUUGCGUCUCCCUAGUAGCGGUGUUGAAUCCAAGGAGAAUUUUUCAGUAGAAAAAUGGCAGACAAGGCUGUGACUAUCAGAACUAGGAAGUUCAUGACCAACCGCCUUCUCUCGAGGAAACAAUUUGUCAUUGACGUACUUCAUCCUGGAAGAGCCAACGUCUCGAAGGCUGAUUUGAAGGAGAAGCUGGCAAGGAUGUAUGAGGUUAAGGAUACCAACUCCAUUUUUGUCUUCAAAUUCAGGACCCACUUUGGAGGAGGCAAAUCAACAGGGUUUGGCUUAAUAUAUGAUUCAGUCGAGAACGCAAAGAAAUUUGAGCCGAAAUAUAGGCUGAUUAGGAAUGGGCUGGAUACCAAGGUUGAGAAAUCCAGAAAACAAAUGAAGGAGAGGAAGAACCGGUCCAAGAAAAUACGAGGUGUAAAGAAGACAAAGGCUGGAGAUGCAGCAAAGGCCGGAAAGAAGAAGUGAUCAACGUCACACUUGUCAUGUUUUGGUUUUUUCUUUCCUUUUUGGAACACGUUUUGGGUAUCUUGCCAUUCAAUCAUCAUCCGAUCUUUUCAAACCAAUCAUUUAGACACAUUUGGAUUCUAAUAUCAGGCUAAAAGUAGCAGAUUUGUGGUGGUGCGUUUAAGGAUAAACGGGCAAUGCAUGGGGUUAGAUAUAUCAUACCUGAUACCCCCUAUAUGUUAUGAGCUUGUUUACAAAUUACAAUUGUUUUGCUAAUCACCAUUCUCAGCAUCCAUUUCUA